Molecule: messenger RNA, 722 nt
Organism: Colletotrichum destructivum
Lineage: Eukaryota; Fungi; Ascomycota; Sordariomycetes; Glomerellales; Glomerellaceae
Product: Putative glutaredoxin, thioredoxin, Thioredoxin-like superfamily
Exons: 2
Coding region: 80-454 (124 amino acids)
Biological process (GO): cellular response to oxidative stress
Cellular component (GO): cytoplasm; nucleus
Molecular function (GO): glutathione disulfide oxidoreductase activity
Source: RefSeq, a predicted model, not a curated record
UGUCCCCGUCCCCGGCUGUACCGUAUUUAUAUCAUCACCACCCCUCCACCCCUCCUUCGCCGUCUCUCCCCUCCCCGAAAUGGCAUUCCUCUUUAGACGCCUCUUCUCCUCCGCCCAGACAUCACCCGCAAACAUGGCCGCCACCAAGCAGAAAGUCCAGCAGCUCAUCGACGACAACAAGGUCGUCAUCUUCUCCAAGUCGUACUGCCCCUACUGUCGCCAGACAAAGUCCACUCUCGACGAGCUCAACACCGACUACACCGUCCUCGAGCUCGACCAGAUUGACGACGGCAGCGCCAUCCAGGACGCCCUCCAGGAGAUCACCGGCCAGCGCUCCGUCCCCAACUCCUUCAUCGCCCAGAAGCACAUUGGCGGCAACUCGGACCUGCAGAACCUGCUCAAGGGCGGCAAGCUCGAGAACCUCCUCAAGGAGGCCGGCGCCCUCAAGGCGUAAGGCAAAAACACCUUCCCGCCCUUGUCGUUGUUGUUCGAUGGGAUAGAAGGCAGUCGCACAGCAGAUAAUGAGACGCUGACUGACGGGCGCGUCGCCAUCAAAAAAGAAGGCCGUCCAAGCUGUAGCUCAACGAUGCUGUAAGCCGUAUUGGAUUGGGAGGAGCGCGGGCAUGUCGAGAUACCACCGCAGGUCAUGGGAUAGAGACCUGCGGCGCCUAGAACGUCUCCAAUACAAACGAUUUCCAUAAAACAUGUGACAAUAACCGCCU